Molecule: messenger RNA, 1623 nt
Organism: Adineta ricciae
Lineage: Eukaryota; Metazoa; Rotifera; Eurotatoria; Adinetida; Adinetidae
Source: the annotation of a GenBank genome assembly
AUGCACUCUUUCAAAAGCGUCGAACAUAGUGGUCUUCAAACUCUUGCUCAAACGUGCAUUGAUAUAGGUGCUCGAUGUGGUAAAGUCGAUGUUCGUGAUAUUUGGUACGGACGGAAGUCAAUUCGAGAUGAAUGUGAUAAAAAAUUCAAUAUGUACAAAAAUCAAAUUCUGAAAGAAAUACAAAAAUACGCCAUUGAGCGUACAUUGUCAGCCACGACCGAUUUGUGGCGAGACGAUGCCGUUGGUCGUUAUUAUCUGGAUUUUACUGUGUUUUGGAUUGAUGAUUCUUGGAGACAACACCAUGCACUUCUUCGUUGUAAACAUUUUGAAGAGCAAAGUAAAACAGCAAUUAACUUAUGGGCAGAGAUUGAAUCGAUCUUCAAUGAGUUCAACCUUAUCGUUGGUGAUACUCCUAUUACAACAGAUGAAGGUGCAAAUAUAAAAGCAUCAUUAAAAAAUGAAAUACGCUUGCCUUGUAUGGCACAUCGUUCGUCAACAACAUUAGAAACUGCUUGGGAAGCAACGAGAAUUGUUUGUCCAGAAUUUGAUCAAUUAAUAACUUAUGUUUCAGAAUUACGAGCAUUCAUUGCACGAAGUGGAAAUAUUCAAACACGUCUUCCCAUGACAAUAAAACGAAACAGUGCUACACGACCAUGGCGAUCAUAUUAUAUUGUAUAUCAUAGUGUAUUGAUUUCAUAUGAUAAGCUUAUUGAUGUUCUUUCUCCAAUGUACGAAGAAAGUCGUAUAUUAGCAAUUAACAAGAAUUUGUUGUUGAACGUGGUGGAACUGAUGAAAGGUUUUGUACCGAUUUUUAACUCAUUGGAAUUCAGCACGACACCAACAAUACAUAUUGUUGUUCCAUCAUAUUAUGCAAUGCUGGCUAUGGCGCAACUCAAUGGACAAGAAAGACCAGCAAUCAAAGCACUCAAAGAAAAUUUACAAACGGCUCUCAAUGAAAAAUAUAAUCAAAGUAUCAUGCAAAUUCAUUGGAUAGCAACAUUUUUGGAUCCAUCCUUUCGUGAACUUUCGUUUGUUAGCGACAAAUCUUACCGAACUACUCAAUUAAAAUCGAUAAAAGAUGGUUUAAUUCUAAUGGCAAAUGAUAUUGAAAAUGAAAAAAAGGAUCUCAUUGAUAACUCUACCGAUCAACAACCGCCAUUGAAAAAAGCUCGAACUGAAGUAUCUAUUGAUCCAUUUGCUCAAUUACGUAGUUCAUCCUCAGAACCUUCAAAAUUAAACAUUAAAGAUGAACUUUCUGCUGAAUUAGCUCAGUACAGUAAACUUUCAUUUUCAACCACUUCAACUUCAGCCAAUCCAUCAUUACUACUUCUCGAUUUUUGGCGUACAAACGAAAAACGUUUACGAUUAUUAGCUAUUAUUGCUAAGAGAAUUCUUGUUAUACAAGGAUCUAGCUCCGAAUCGGAACGUCAUUUCUCAGCUGGUGGUGUUAUAGUAUCUGAAAAACGUAGUCGAGCUAGUGCUUCGACGGUUGAAUCGUUAGUCGUUCUUCGUGAAUGUUAUAUUAAUGGUCAAUGGCCUGAUUGUUCAUCCGAAGAUGAUAAAGAAAAAUCUGGAAGUCAAAACAACAGCACAACACUUACUCCUGAUAUCGUUUCGCUGUAG